Diorhabda sublineata is the source of this 4373-nucleotide messenger RNA. RefSeq lists its product as uncharacterized. The transcript is spliced from 8 exons. The record is from RefSeq and is a predicted model, not a curated record. Lineage: Eukaryota; Metazoa; Arthropoda; Insecta; Coleoptera; Chrysomelidae. The coding region runs from base 2840 to 4057 and encodes 405 amino acids.
ACAUAGUUUUAUAAUAUCGAUUAUAAAUAAUCGAUUAUUUUCGUCAAUAAUAUAACCCCACUUUUUAGUUAUGAAUAUGAUCACUACGAUUAAUGUAUCUAUGAAAACAAAUUAUGGGUAUAUAAAUAUCGAGUAUGCAUAUUAAAUGAUAAAGUGACUAGUGACUAGUAUAAAUCAUUCGAUUUAUUUUUUUUAAAUAGUAUUACACUUUAUUGUUUAGCUGAAUCUACUUUUCAUUUGUCCUGAAAAUGGAGGUUUCUGAAGUAAACUCGGAUAUAACAGAAACUCUGAAAUCAUUGAAAUGCGUAAUCUGUGGUCUCACAUUAUCAAUUCCACCAAUCAUGACUGUUUCUGACAAGGAAUAUCAAUGCGGAAGAUGUAAGGAUAUUAAAUACGCGGAUGGAGCUCGGAGAAACUUAAUCUUCGAGAGGGUAGCAAAAUUCUUGAAUUUUCCAUGCGUUUAUCCAAAUUGUAACGCAUUAAUUUCUUGGAAGGACGUAGAAAAUCACGAAAAAUAUUGUCAAUUUAAAACGAUAACAUGUCCAAUGUUUCAAGAAGGGUGCAGUGAACAAAUAAUUCUAUCUGAUAUAACUUCACAUUUGGUACAAAGACAUGGCAAUAAUAUAUAUUUCGAUAAUAUUGUCAUACCUGUUCAAAUGUUUAAACAUUAUGUUUGUGUUAUUUCUGUAAAUUCUUGUUUGUUUUUCGUAUAUCUUUGUAGUGAUAAAGUGAUUGUAACUUCGGUUAAAUCUAGUGAACAGACGUUAUACUAUACACUUAAAUUGCAGAAUAGUAAUGAAAAUUCGCCUAUAAUAACAUUCAAAAAACAACCAAUUGAAGAAUUUAAUGAAAGAAAACAUUGCUUCAGAUGUAUUGACAACCGAUGUGAUUUAAAACAUCAUCCGUAUUCUUUGGCCUAUCAAUCAAUUGGCGUAAAAGCAUUUUCUUCUUGCAUAACAAAUCCAAUUAGCAAAGAUUUUUCAUUUAAUCAGUCAAUGUUGUCUACGUCUCUUGCAACGACUAUGCCCUCUCCCUUAUUCGCAACCAAUAUUCUAAAAUCAAAUAGUAGUUCUAAUCAAACUCAAUACUCAUCUACUUGGUCGUCUCCUAGUUUCAUAGAACAAGUCAAUAAUUCCCCUAUUUUUCAACACGCGAAAGAAAGUGAAACCAAACAGACACAGGCAACUACAAAUAGUGGAUAUCAACCAAAUGUGUGUACAAAUGAACGAAAAAUAAAAAAAGCUAUAAAGAAUCUUGUACCUUCAACAACAUUUUUCAAUUCAAAUGGUCUGAAUAAACCCAUAUUUUCAAACUCUACAGAGUAUUUGAAAACUUCUACCAAUACGAAUUGUAAAUCCUCUGAUGAAAAGUCUACUACUACCAGUAUUAGUUCAUCAAGUUCUAGUUCUAUAAUAUCUUUGGCAAUCGAUAAUAAUAUUUUUUCCACUGCAAAUAAAAGUCAAAACCAAAAAAUACCUGAUACGACAAAUAGUUUUAAAACACUAGAAGACACCAAUUUACCCAUAAUUAAAUGCACCAAGUUUAAUCUCGAAAACAUCUAUAAAUUGAUAGGGAUAACGUCUACUAUAAAGUUUACAAUAAUUAUAGAAACAAAUGAAGAUACCGUAAAUGAAAGUUCCCUAUCAUCUGAUAAUUCGUUCAUACCACGUCAUUUGUUAAAGACUAUUGAUAAUUCUGAUUUAUUACGUAGAACAUUGGAAUGCCCUAUUUGUACCGAAUAUAUGGUCAGUCCGAUUUUCCUUUGUGAAAGGGGACAUCACAUUUGUAGUAAUUGUAAAAUAUUGAAUAAUUGCCCUUCUUGCCAAGGGGUUAUUAAGGAUGCUAGAAACUUCGCAUUGGAGGAUUUGGCUGAAAACGUUAGUCUUUGUUGUGUUUUCAAAGAAAAAGGUUGUAGAUACCGUGGAAAUAUAUUGAAUAUUUCUGAACACGAAAAAAAUUGUAAUUAUUCUGAAACUAAUACAAAUUAAAUCAUUUUUUUUUACCUAACUUGGUUUUCCUUAUAAUUUUAAUAAAAUGUUUACUUUCAUUUUUGUUUUUUUAACUAACUUGGUUUUCCUUAUAAUUUUAAUAAAAUGUUUACUUUCAUUUUUGUUUUUUUUUAAUAGUUUGAUACACUACAAGUCAAAACAACAAACAAAAACAAUAUGCAUCGAUUUUGGUAUUUAUAUUUUAAAGAACAUAUAAUAAUUUGAAAAUUCCAGUGUUGACAGAUAUAUUUUUAAUUUUUCCGUCUACGACCUUUGCAAAAAUUGUGAAUUGAUUGAUUCGUUCCAUAAAAAGUAGGACUGAACUGUAUUAUAUGGUGCUAAUAUAUUUAAAGACACAUUUUAAUUUAAUUAUAAAAUGAAGGGAAUAAAUAUUACAACGUUUGAGUAGCCAUGUCUGACGACUGUUGACGCAAAUUGUAGGUGGCGACGUCUAUUAGGAUUUAAAUUUAAUUUACGCUACUAAACAAUCAUAAAAAAAAAGAAACCUAUACUUAAUAUGAAGAAGAGUAGAGAUGCUGAACUGUUGGUUUCAUAACGUAUUAAGAGAGUGCAUUAAGAGCAUCAUGUUAUGAGACAUGUAAUGACACGACUUUAGUAAUAAUUAUAAUAAUUUAAAAGUUUUUAAAAUUCUUUUCAGAAGGAAGUGUUGAAUACGAUUUUGAGGUAUACUGAGCGAAAUGUAUCUAAUACUGGACAUAUAAAGUAUAAAGAAGUAUGAAGUUGAAGAUAUAUCCCAAAUUACAUACAUUGAAAAUCUACAUUUAGUUAAUAAAAAUAUAAACUUAUAUUUUCCAUAUUCAUUUGGAACUUUCCAAAAUAAUUAGAAAAUAAUGCUUGCAUCCGGAAUAAUAGUAAUUAUUCUUAUUUUUGGAAUAUACUUGAUCAAACAAUCGUCAAAAACUAAUCCAGAGAAAAUUUUAAACGUAUACGCUCAGAAAGGGAAAUGGUACUCGUUGAAAUAUUGUUUUAUGGUUUCCUUAUUAUUUUUGAGAAGAUUGAAAUGUUAUAUCUAUGGUAAAAAUCACGUAUAUAAAAUAGAAAUUUUAGACAGAUUGCAACAGUUAUCAUACCAUGACCAAGCGUUUGACGCCGUAUUUUUCCACGCCGUAUCACAAAAUGGAAUAUAUUUUUGUGGUGGAACCGAACGUAGACAAAAAGGCAAAAUAGUUGGUUUAGUCUAUAUAGUGCAUCCAGAUUAUGGGGUUUUAGAAAGUGAGGAAUUACCUGAUACUAAUUUAGAUGCCUCGGUGAUUUCUCUAUAUAAACAAGAUCGUUAUUCCGGUGGAGGAAUUUGUAUUACUCCACUAAAACCUAUGAAAAAAUGGAAAAUCACGUAUAAGGGAUUGAUGAAGCAACACUUGAACCCCCAUAAUCGAUUUCGUGUCGAUUUAGAUCUCGAUUGGACAAGUGAUUACCAAUGGUUCUUUUUUGAAGUCGAUGUACCUAUAUCGGUGAUAGCAAGAGCUAUCGCUAGAGAAGAAUGGUCACCAAAGCUAUUCCAAAAUUUAAAAGAUGCUCAUCAGAAACAUUAUGAACAAAUGGGUUACGUUAACGGAACCCUUCAAAUUGACGCAGUUUCUUUUCCAUUUGUUAAUGUAGAUGCUUUUAGAGACCACAGUUUUGGCUUCAAAAGAGAUUGGUCCUUAAUGCACCGUUACAUAUAUUCUAUGUUUUAUCUUACAGAUAAAACUAAGAUAGCGUUAGGUGUCGUUAGUCAACCGUGUACCACGUCUCAUUUAGAAAUGGGCUUUGUUAACCACGUUAAUGGUAAAUUAGAUCCUAUUGAUAACAUCGAUUUGUUUUUGCCGGAGCACGCCGAAAAUGGAGUACUUCCGAAGGUACUGAAUUUCACUUUCGACGCACAGGGUGUGUCGUACGACGUCCGUAUGGAAUUUUUGUAUGAUACCGUUCAUUAUAAGGGAAGUGAUCGAGAAGCUGUGAUGAAUGAAAGAUUUCACAAAUGUAUUAUUAAUGGCGUACCGGGGAGAGGUAUAUCCGAAUGGCAUUAUAAUAAAAAUAUAUUGGGAGUUGACGAUGAAAAAAUCUAACAAAUUUUUUAUAUUAAAAUUCUGUAAAUCUUUUUUUUUUAUUCGCAAGGUAUUAAAGGUGGUAAGAUAUAAUAAACAAAUAAUUACAUUUAUUCAUAUAAUACAAACAUUUGAUAAUUAUUAUAUUGACUAUAUUAGUAGCUCUUUGAAUUUCUCUCGAUCGCUAACUUUAGUAGUAGUGUUGCCGUAUAUUUCCCUAAAAAAUAAAUAACGUAUAUUUUUCAAAUCAAACAAUACCCAAUUAGUACGUUAAAAUAGUUUAUGGGAUCAAAAUGUAAUUGCAAACAAGACAAUUUCAAUAGAAUCUGGAAUUUUC